CGGCGCGCGCCGCCUCAGUCACCAUCGAAACUCCGACCGCGUUUCACGGCUUCAGCCCCUGACAGCCGCCUCGCCAACCUCACUGAUACACAACAAAUCGCGAAAAAACACGCUGUAUCUAUAAAUAAUCUUAAAAGUGUUAUAUAUUACUAUAUAUUAUAACAAUCAAAUUGUGCGUUUGGACACAAAACGCGUGUGCAAGAACAUAAUAAAAUACGUUGUUGUGUCAUGUGAAUCUGUGUUGAUCCAACGGUUACAUUUGGCGGCUGUCUUCACAGGGUGUCUGCGAAAAUGAGUUAUACAAUAUGAAUAAUGGAAUGAAAUGACGACAAACAAGAAGUAACAUUACGGAGCUCACAACGGAAAACAGACACUACAUUUUCUUUAAUUAUGAAAAGUGUGGGAAACUCGAAGAUGAAAAACAGAGCACAUUAAAUGGAAAGCACAUGGAGUCGCGGAUACAGAUGAGCAACUGCCUGCCGACCAAACGACCGGAGGCCUACAGAAGCUGUUCGCAGUCUUUGCCCCUUGAUAUUCUAUGGUUGCCGCGGUCGUCGUUUCGGCCCGCGGAGGGCGAGCUGGCCGACUGCGUGCUGGUGGUGGGGGUGUCGCGGCCCAAGCUCGCCGCGGCCCUCCUCUCCGUCACGCUGCUCUCUCUGUUCCUCACCUUCCACGUGCUGUACGACAGCGCGCUCUACAGCAUACAAGCGGCGAGCAUGGCUUCAGCUGCCAGCGAGGGCCGCAAGAUAUUACAGAGUCAAGAGAGCGGCCGUUCAAUAAGCCACCCUAUGGCUUUGAGGAAAAGGUUGAAAGCCCCGCGCACUCCGAGGCCUGCCCGCCGUCUCCCCCAGGCCUUAAUAGUAGGAGUACGUAAAUGCGGGACACGUGCUCUGUUGGAAAUGCUGUACCUCCAUCCGAUGGUCCAGAAAGCGUCAGGCGAGGUCCACUUCUUUGACCGCGACGAGAACUAUGCCCUCGGAUUGGAGUGGUAUCGAAGCAAAAUGCCCCUUUCAUUCAAAGGGCAAAUAACUAUAGAGAAAAGCCCCAGCUACUUCGUUACCCCCGAGGUGCCAGAGAGAGUCCGCGCAAUGAACUCCUCAGUCAGACUCCUCCUCAUAGUCCGAGAGCCAGUGACUCGCGCGAUAUCCGACUACACUCAGCUACGUAGUCGAGCGACGCCGUCGGCCCCAGCGGUAUCGCUAGUCGGGCACCCACUGCCUGAUGCUGCGAAACCAUUCGAACAUCUCGCGUUAGCGCCGGAUGGUUCCAUCAAUAUCGCCUAUAGGCCAAUUGCCAUAUCUCUGUACCACGCGUACUUCCACCGCUGGCUGGAGGUGUUUCCCCGGGAACAGAUCCUGGUGGUCAACGGUGACCAGCUGAUAGAAGAUCCGGUGCCGCAGUUGCGAAGAAUCGAGAAGUUUCUAGGACUUGAGCAUAAAAUUGGAAGAAAAAACUUCUACUUCAACGAAACUAAAGGAUUCUACUGCUUGCGUAACGACACCACGGACAAGUGUUUGCGGGAAACAAAAGGGCGCAAGCACCCUCGAGUAGACCCCGCAGUCGUCACUAAAUUAAGGAAGUUUUUUGUACAGCACAACCAACGGUUCUACGAUCUAAUCGGAGAAGAUCUCGGCUGGCCCGAGGAUUGAGUUAACAGAAUCUGACUAGUUGACAGACUAAUCCAUCAACUGAUCUGCUGAAAAUGCAAUCUUAUGUGAUCAAAUACAUAUCAAAGUAAAUGAUACAUAUCAAAAAAAAUUAUCGUAGUGAAUAAGAUUUUUAAAAAUGUUUAUGUAUACAUUUUAGCGUAUUCUAGCUUAAGGUAAUUAUUUAAGAGAUUUACUAAUUAUUUAUUUACAUAAAGACGAGUGAUUAUUAUUAAUAUUGUAGACGAAUAAUUUUAAUGAUUCGAUGAAAAGAAUUUCACGUUAGCCAAUAAUUUUGUUAUAAUGUUUGUUUAAUUAUUCUGAUAAAUUCAGUUUUAAAUUACGGGCAGUGCGUAAGAAAGGGAACAAAAUGUAAAAAUUAAAUUGACAAAAUGAUUUAAAAAUUUAAUUCAACGGUUUUUUUUCUAGUAUUAUACAGACUAAAUAGAAUAAAAUGACAGGCGACGUACUGAUUUGAUAAACCGACCCACUGAAACCCUGAGCAAUAUAUUUUUUAUAUAUAACUAAGUAUUGUGUGCUAUCCUUAUACAAAGUUGGUUAGAUAUACAGAUAUGAAUUUUAAUAUUUGUGAUCGUUUUGUUUUUAAGAAACCAUUAAUUUUAGUGAAUUUAAGAAAAUAAUUUUUAAGUAACCCUUAAAUAUACCUAGCCGUGGAUGAAUGGUGUACAUUACAUUAUUAGCUUUCUCUUUUUAGAUGUAAUUUUCGGUCGUGCGAUGUGUCUUAAUGUGUUUUAUGUUCUUAGUGUUAGUGGAUGUGAUUUUUUCAAAUCUUAGGAGAGAUUUUUCAUAUUGUCCAGAUUCGAGAGUGCUAAUUUUAACGUAGUGAUAAUGUUGUUGAAAUGUCUUCUUUAGAAAUGAGCAGUUAGAACUAAUACGAAACGAAAUCUGUGUGUCUAUAUAUAUGUCUAUACUAUUUCCCUUUAUCCUAUUUGAAAACUUCUUUAAUGUGUGUGGGUUUCACGCUGUAGCAUGUUUUGAAAUUUUGAAUAUAAACACGCUGAUUUUAUUAAACAUUUUUAAAAAUUAAACAUUCGACGCGGGUUUUAGAAGUAUUUCUAUUUAAGUGUAACGUCCAAGACUGAAGAGUUAGUUGAAUAAGUCUAAGUGAUACCUAUUUAGCAUAAAAUGUCCAUAGGUAAGACGCGAGAUGGAAGAAAAGAGUCACAACCUAACCAAAUACCGGUGGGUUAGGGUCAAAGUACACUUGAUGACAUUUUGUCGCGAUUUUUAAAUCAAAUAAAUCUAAAGAAUAUAGAAAUAUCUUUCAACGUGAUAUUUGUAUAGUUUUCAGUUACACGAAUAAUAAAUAAAUUCGUAAUAUGUAUUACUUCAAGAUUGUUUGAGGUGUACAAAAUAGUUCACUGUAACUACCUACUUAGAAAUUACUAGGAUAGAUAUCCAUAAUACCUAAAACAUAUUGUAUUUAAUUUCAAAAAUUAAGUAUAGGCCCAAGGAACACAAUUUAUUUCAAUGUUUGAGUGUUACCAGAGUAAAGACUGUGGUGUUACAUAACAGGAGUGUCUUAUUACAGAAAUAAAGGGAUUUUCUUGAACUUUAAAAUGUUACUGACCUUAAGAAAGUGUAAUUUAAAAGUGUUAUAAAUCUCACUUGUCUGAGGAAGUUUUGACGGCCUCCUUAGUGCACUGGUUUGCGCGAUGGAUUUGCAAUACGGGGGCCCUGGGUUCGAUUCCUAGCUUGGUUUUCUUAAUUCAUCUGUUAGGUGGGAGGCUUCGGCCGUGGCUAGUUACCAUACUUUAAGAUAAUUUGUUCGUUUCUUGUGUAAGUAAAAUAAUAAAUUUCUUUUACAAGUAUUUUUUCUAACUAGUACAUCGCUCGUAAUAAUCAUAAAUUGAGCAUAAAAAAUAAAUGUCAAUAUCUUUUAAAUGUCGAUCCCAAAUUCGUCUGGAUGUUGCUAUAAAACACCACAAUCGAAAGUAGUCCGUUAGGUAAUAUGAAUGAAUCAAUGUGUGUAUUGGCCCUAACCCGAGUACAGAAGGCACUCACUAAACGCUUUAGCGGGUAAAAUUUUCAGUAGGAAUUUUGCUUCCUAAAUCCCGUUUUCACGAUCAACGAAUAUUUAUAUGUUUUGUAAUUCCGAAUUUUGUGAACGUACCUUAAGAGCACGCAUAAUACGAUACAAAUGUGAUUACAUGAUAGGUAACCUAAGAUAUCAUAGUAGUAUCUAACCUCGAGAAAACGCUGCGUUUUGAUGGUUACUGCUGAAGUUGAAGCUUUACCAAACUAUUCAGGCUUUACCAACAAUAUUUUCAGCAUGCGAGACGUGAGAAAAUAUUUUCUAUUAAAUAUGUAAAAUGUCUUUCCUCAUAGAAUAUGACGAGUUGUAGAAGUUCGUUAGCGAAAAAUAUAAAUUACAUAUAAAAUGGAGGUCGGUCAAAAGUAUUGAAUAUAAAAAAACAUUUAUUUCAAUUCAAUUAAGCUUUACAAGCACUUUUGAAACAUCAGGUUAUAUCAUUAUUUAUUGGUAAAAAUAAAAGUCGUAAAUAAAAUGAAAUUGAAUGAAAAUACACUUUAAUGUACACCACAAAGAAACAUACAAUACAAAAAAUUAAUAAACAAAAAUGCACAAUAGGCGACUUUAUCACUAAAAAGCGAUCUCUUCCAGGUAACCUAACGAAGAAACUAAUAAUAAAAAUUAUAAAGAUAUAGGCUAGGGUGUACAGAAGUAAUAUACAAAAGGAAAUAAAAUUCACGCAUAACAAAAGAAAAUAGUACCUAAUUAGUAUUAUUAAAUACUACUACUAAAAAUAUCAACAUAUAUAAUAUACAAUAAGAGUCGUAUUGUUCUAACAAAGAUGCUUUGAUUGUAACUCAUCCAAAUGGGGGAUUUGGCGCUAAUUGUUUAAAAUUUUGAACAUUAAAAUAAUAUCCAUGACGUAUAAGCUCAACUUCAGCAAGUAGCCUCCAACAAGAAUAUCAAGCAUAUCAAUUUUUAAUAUUUACAAUUAAGUUAUAAAUUAUAGUUAGAACUCUAGUUUAUAUUAAUUGAUUAUGAAACACGGCUAAAACUCACGUGAUAUUACGUCGGAGUAUGCCCGACUAGUUUCAACCCCUCUCCGCGCGCGCAAUGCGUGCAGCAGCGCGUCGCGCAGCCGCUUCGCAGUUUGGAUCGUGCCGCGAUGCAAGAACCAGCUCAUGACUAAGGGCCCCGUAUGGGUUCGAAACUAGUCGGGCAUACUCCGACGUAAUAUCACGUGAGUUUUAGCCGUGUUUCAUAAUCAAUUAAUAUGAAUAACACUCACGAUAGUUUAAAUUCUAAAACUCUAGUUUAUUUAGUUGUAUCUUUUAAACUAAGUCUUUAUUGGUUUAGAUCUAAUUAGUUGAUAGAUAAUUUUAAUCACUGUUAAAUGUUGUGCACAUUCAUAAGUAGUUUUAUCUAAUUAGGGCAAUAAUUUUUAUAUUUAAAUGAUUUAGAUACAUGACAACAAAAAUGUAUAUUUUCUCUAAAUUUGUUACGUUUAAUAAUCCAUCGAGAGGAUUUUAAUAUGUUUGAUUGUAGGUGUCUGUGGUGGUUUGAUGCGAUAUGAGUGAUUUUAGUAGAAGAUUCCAAUUAGAAUCAAUCAGCACCCAUCUGUUUAUUGGUUGAAAAGUGUUUUGAAUAAAGUCAGGUAUAGUCUGGUAUAUAAGGCUUAAUGAUAUUUUUAUUUCUCCAAACACAACGUACUAUUCUUAUAGUUUACAUGUAUUAUCAUUUUUGCAGAUAGCAUGCAUUAAUAUAACAAAAUUUUAAUUAGGAACAAGUUUUUAAUAAUGUACAUAAGUUAAUAUUCAAAGUUAUUUACAGAGUAAGUUGGCUUAAAAAAUCCUUAUCAAACUAUCAUAAUAGUUAGUAAUGGUUAGGUAGUAACAGUUAGGUCAUGUUUUAUAGAAAAUCAGUAAAAAUCGCAAUAUAUUUUUUAACAUACUAAAGGAGAUGGUCCAAAAUUGUAUGGAGCCCAGGAUUGUACCCUGGCGGAAAUAAAACUAACCAAGAAAUGCAACAUGGUAAUAAUGGCGGAUUGAUGACGUUUUCAAUGCAGUAGUCGAUUUGACGUUUGCUGUCAACUGUCAUUUCGUAGUUGCUUUAUGGGCGCCAUCUUGAUAUAACUCAAAGUAUAGUUAGAUUUAUUCACUUAUUUAGAUUUUAAUUAAAUCCUUGUAUUUUUUAAAUUUUAAUGAUUCGGGGUACAAGAGCGGAUCUGAGAUGGACCAUCUCCUUUAAGAUAAAACACUUUUAAUACAAUUAACAUAUAGGUGAAGGUUGUUCCUAAUGCGGAUAGCCCUUUCAUUCUGCACUAGAUCUUUUAUAAUAUAUUGUUAUUGAUAGUUUCCUACAUCAUAUUUUACGUCAUGUUCAAGUUUGAACGUAUAGCCCCAUUCACACGGCAGACCAGUUUUGCAGGACCGGCUUUUAACUGUCUCUUGCAAAACUGGACGCUGUAUUAAAUUGGCAGUUCAGUUUUGCAGGAUCCAGUAAAAAACCAUUUCUCCGCUUAAAAACAGAGUCCAGCAAAAAAACGCACGCAGGAAGCCGCGUGAACACUGCUGUUGAAAUAUAUGUGUAAUUAAACGGGAUCCCGCUUUUAACUGGACUACGGAUCCAGUUUCUAGUGACAAAACCGAAUGGCACAGUUCGACCGGAUCGGUUAUUAGCAGGAUCCCGCAUGCGGGAUGCUUCUAUGAACGCUAGCAUAUAAACAGAUUCGCCAUCAAAUGGGAUUCUGCAGAAAACGGGGUCCUGUCCUGGUCCUGGGCUGUCGUGUGAAAGGGGCGUUAUAGAACAAGAAUUCGCUUGCGUACUGCCGACAGCAGGCUAAGUAAAUAUAAUAAAUAGUCAAUGUGUUAUCGCUUAUAUAGUCCUCUAUCGCAUCUUACCUAUGAUGGAACACCACCCUAAAUCUCUCUUUGUUGAAGUAUAGAUAUAAUUUAUUAUUAUUAUCACCAUGUAUUUAUUCUAUAGUUUCGUUACCUAUGCACUAAAAAAAUUUUUAACAAAGUGUUUAUUACUUGAAUCUUCAUGUUACAUUUCCUUGUAAAUAUCUUCAGAAAUUUCUUUCUAUAAGUUAAUUGUACUUGUCUUCAAUAAAAUAAAUAAGAAA
Molecule: messenger RNA, 6763 nt
Organism: Bicyclus anynana (squinting bush brown)
Lineage: Eukaryota; Metazoa; Arthropoda; Insecta; Lepidoptera; Nymphalidae
Gene: Hs3st-A
Product: heparan sulfate glucosamine 3-O-sulfotransferase 1
Exons: 9
Coding region: 447-1649 (400 amino acids)
Molecular function (GO): [heparan sulfate]-glucosamine 3-sulfotransferase activity
Source: RefSeq, a predicted model, not a curated record